Molecule: messenger RNA, 1288 nt
Organism: Amorphotheca resinae ATCC 22711
Lineage: Eukaryota; Fungi; Ascomycota; Leotiomycetes; Helotiales; Amorphothecaceae
Exons: 2
Coding region: 107-1204 (365 amino acids)
Biological process (GO): regulation of DNA-templated transcription
Molecular function (GO): DNA binding; DNA-binding transcription factor activity
Source: RefSeq, a predicted model, not a curated record
AUUGAAUCUAAUAGAGCUCCCAUAUAACAGUCGCUUCAAGCGCCUUCCUUCCUAAUUACGCCUGCCUCGUUUAGUAUAUGCGCCCUGGAUUCAGGAGCUGUGAAGGAUGAUGGAAUACCAUCCAGACGAUAUCUUCAUGCCAGAUGAGCCCUUCUCGCUAUCAGAGGCACUGAUCAACGAUGCGCACUUCUCUCUCGACCCCGAAUCUCUCAAAUCGCCCUUUACCCUCGGCCAGUCGGACGAUGCUCUGUUCAACAGUUCGCUGGCAGAGUUGAUGGGCGAUUACACUCCGAAGGAUGUAGCCCAGAGCUCAUAUCUCUACUCAGAUACGCACUACAACGCGCAACCCGGUACCGAUCCUGGCGCUCCCGACGAUCAUAGGGGCAUGCAACCAUCAACCACGGAGGACGGCGGCGACCAGGAUGAAAGAGGGCAUAUCUCACCCUCGAGGCUGUCUUCGAUUUCGGAAUCGUCCUUUUCGUCGCCAUCUUUCGACAACGACUUCGCCCCGCAAGUCAAGGAAAUUGAGUGGGCGCACUCACCAGAGGAUACCAAGGGGUGGUCGCAGUUCGACGAGGAAGAUAUCAUGCGUCGCCACAGUCUAGGUUCAUUCUCCUACGGGACGACAUCUAGCACUGAUCAAGAAGAACCCACUAAAACCGAGCGGUCCAAGAGCUGUGUCACCCACGAAGAACUGCUGAAGCCGCGGCGGCGGCGAGGCAGGAAACCAUCUAAUCUGAGCCCCGAAGAGAAGCGGAGGCGGCGUCUUGAGCGCGGUCGGCUCGCCGCUAACAAAUGCCGCCGAAAGAAGAGGGAGCUGGAGAAUGAACUGGAAACCAAAGCUAAGGAUCUCGCGGCUCAGCGCAACCACAUGUUGAAGAUCAGUAAUGACCUCAAGGACGAGGUACAGAGCCUUCUGGAGGAGGUAAUGAAUCAUUCACAUGCGGCUUGCGGCGGCAUCCCAGAGGCUACGGGCCUCGUCGGCCAUGCCAUGCGUGGCUCUCCGCCCACAACCCGAGCUCUACUGGACCUUGAACGAUCAGUAGCGCAUCUCUACUCCAAGGGGGACCCAAACUGUAUGCAGGUCUCCCUUUCUCCAGAGCUCGCCGACCCAACAGCGCAUAUGACCUCAGCAACACCCAACGGCGGGAAUGCUAUGGCCAACAUGAUGCACGCGGGGUAUAGGGAGGGCUGUGUGAGCUGAUAAUUUUUGCGCUUCUACAUAGACAUCAUCCUCACCUCACAUCGUUGCUCAAUGAGCCUGUCAAGGUGGUGGAGUUCUGGCGAG